Molecule: messenger RNA, 693 nt
Organism: Paraglomus occultum
Lineage: Eukaryota; Fungi; Glomeromycota; Glomeromycetes; Paraglomerales; Paraglomeraceae
Source: the annotation of a GenBank genome assembly
AUGUCUCACUCUCGUGCUCUCAACGAUGAUGAAGUCAUCGCCGAAAUGAAAAAAAUGGUUGCUUUUAUCAACCAAGAAGCUAUCGAGAAAGCAAGAGAAAUUAGUGUUAAGGCAGACGAGGAAUUCAAUAUUGAAAAGGCCAAAUUAGUUCGCCAGGAAUCGAUCAAUAUUGAAGCUACUUUCCAGAGGAAAAUCAAACAGGCCGAGGUACAAAAGAAGAUAGCACAAUCAAAUUUCGUGAAUAAAUCUCGACUGAAGGUUCUCCAAACUCGUCAAGCAUAUCUUGAGGAAUUGUUCAAUGAUACGAGACAAAAAUUGCAAGAGAUCUCAGCUGAUAAAGCUAAAUAUACCAGCUUGUUAAAAAAUCUAAUUCUAGAGGGGUUAUAUUCCUUGUUGGAUGAGUCCGUCUCUCUUAUCGUGCGCAAAGCCGACAUCAAUCUCGUCGAGUCAGUCAUUCCUCAGGUAUCAGAGGCUUAUCAUACGGCAACAAAUCAAAAAGUUGACAUAACCGUUGAAAGCGAUCACCACGUUCCCGCGUCGAGUGCGGGUGGUAUUAUUCUUACUUCUAAUCACGGACGUAUAAGAGUCAAUAAUACACUGGAAGAAAGACUGAACCUUGCUCAAGAAGAGAUGCUUCCAGAAAUUCGCGUCCUUCUCUUCGGACACUCGCCAAAUCGCAAAUUCUUCAACUAG